Acanthaster planci (crown-of-thorns starfish) is the source of this 2227-nucleotide messenger RNA. It is a transcript of the gene btbd19, whose product is annotated as BTB domain containing 19. NCBI's taxonomy places the organism in Eukaryota, Metazoa, Echinodermata, Asteroidea, Valvatida, Acanthasteridae. Gene Ontology annotation, molecular function: protein binding. The record is from RefSeq and is a predicted model, not a curated record.
CACAACGACGUCGUGGAAACUCGACAGCAGACUACUGCAUUCCGAAGACGUUGAUUUCUUGGGUUUUAUACCAAAUUGCCUAAUUUAAGACGCAAAUAAACAAAGAAAAAUGGCAAAAGAAAGAUACCUUAAAGGUGACGCCAUGCCGUUCGCUAAACAGAUGAAGAGGUUAAUCAACAGUAAAGAUUUCAGUGACAUCAAGUUCAUUGUGGGAGAUUCGCGCAAGCAGAUCCGGGCCCAUCGCUGCAUCCUGGCAUCUCGCUGUGAGGUCUUCCGCGCCAUGUUCGCUGACCAGAACAACAAGGAGGACACCCCUUAUGUCAUGUCAGACGUUGACCCAGACGUCUUCCUGACUGUCUUGGAGUUCAUCUACACCAAUUGUGUCGCACUGAGCACCAAAAAUGCUUUUGAAGUACUGAGCUGUUCCAUUGAAUACGGCCUGGAUGACCUGAGGAAGGUGUGCGUGGCCUUCCUGAUGGACAGCCUGUCGGUCAGCUCCUGCUGCGAGGUCCUGCAGUCGGCCGUCUCCUAUGGCCAGGAAGACCUGAAGGCCAAGGCACUGGCCUUCAUCGACAAGAACACUCAGAGUGUCAUCAAGACCAAAGGUUUUCAGGAGUUGUCCGCUGAGGCCGUGUGCUGCACUCUGCAGAGCUCUAAGCUGACAGCCGACGAGCCGGACAUCAUAGCGGCUGUGAGGGAGUGGGCAGCGGCCAACUCGCAGACGCUCACUCGACAGCCGAUGCAGAAGGUUAUCCAGUCUGUGGUCAGGCACAUCCGGCUGGCCCUCCUGGCUCCAGAUGAGCUGAAGCAACUGGAGAGGGAGAACGAAGCGCAGCAAAUCAUUCCCGUCACGGCCAUUGCAGCCGCUUGGAAGUUCCAUGCCCUCCACGAGUCAGAGCUGGGGAACCCCCAGACCCAACUUCGUCAAGGGACAAUAUCUAGACCGUCCCACCGAGGGUUGCACCACUGGGACAUGUGAACACAAAAUAGCCCUGUCUUUGUUUUGUAAUGUGUGUUUUCCGAGGAGUGCCGAACAGCAUAUUGUCCUAAAACUUGAAAUGUCAGGAAACAGCACCGUGUUUUGAAGCUCGUAAAGCUUCUGAACCAUCAGAGAGACCAGCUUCUUUCUGAUUUUGCUUCGAAGGAACUUUAGUGAAAUACUUUCUGAGUGAAUCUUAUCAAGGGUGCCUCUUUUCCUGGAAGUAUUUGAGGUUGUGUGAUUAUCUUGCAUUGGCUCUAGUGCACCUUUCGUCGGCCACGGUUACUUCCGCGAUAUCACGCCGAAGGCCAGUUGUUCCAUUUUCUGACAGCUGCUCUCAAUUUCAUAUCGCCCACCUGGGUUGUUGAGUACGGACGUGCACCUGUGGUAUGGAAUCUUUGGACGUUAGCUUGACCAUUCCACUAGAUCUGGGCCCUUUCCUACGAUCCACCGAAGACAUGUCUAGCUCCACACCCCAGACUAAACCUCAAGUUGGUGUGAUGUUCCCUGAUGGAGGCUUUGCUGACUAUACGAUUCAGAUAAUCUCUACUGUUAGACAGGUAGUCUCUCUCCAGCAUUACCAUCGUUUUGUUAGCAGUGAAGAAAACCAUUGUGAGGUUAGAAACCUCCUCCAUUUAGUUACGUUUGAAGAGGUUUCAGUCUCCCCAGGAGCAAAGAGUAAUGUGACUAGCUGCUAAUCUGACAGUAGAGGCCAGUGAAUCUGAUGACAAGUACAUAAUUCAAUUGGACUUCCUCACGCCAGAUUUAUAAACACACCUGCAAAGUGCAACUUUAAAAGUUUCAAGUAAAGGUUUAAAGCAGUUAAUCAUUUUAACAGCCAAAUUUUUGUAUUUCCAAUCCGUAUAUUUUUGCAAUGAAAGGGAAUUUGUUGUUACUAAUACAGGUAUCAGAUUUUAAAAUGCUUUUCAGGAAACCUACUUUUUGUUCUUUACUUUAUAAAUGUGUAAAUUAUGCAUAUUUUUAUGUGCAUGUAUGUACAUCUUAAGAAUGCAGCAAGUGAUACUAAUUAUAAAUUCUGUGUCUUAACCGUGUGGUUUUAUAAAAUUAAGUUGAUAAAAAAAUGUUCGAAUGCCAAGUGUUUAUGUCCAUUUGGCCGAGUAAAGUUCGAUUUUGGAAAUGAACUCUUGAAUCUGCAGAUCUAUCCCACGCAGCUAGUAUUAGAGAGUUUUUAUUUUAAUGUGUAUGUGUCUUUCAAACAAGAAAUUAAAACUAAGUUUUUGAACCGUU